Rhipicephalus sanguineus (brown dog tick) is the source of this 781-nucleotide messenger RNA. RefSeq names its product 39S ribosomal protein L35, mitochondrial (gene mRpL35). The record is from RefSeq and is a predicted model, not a curated record. Lineage: Eukaryota; Metazoa; Arthropoda; Arachnida; Ixodida; Ixodidae. Bases 38 to 682 code for a protein of 214 amino acids. Gene Ontology annotation, biological process: translation. Gene Ontology annotation, molecular function: structural constituent of ribosome. The transcript is spliced from 3 exons. Gene Ontology annotation, cellular component: mitochondrion; ribosome.
ACCACCGAAUACGUUGCUUACCGACGCUUGCAGACGUAUGUAUGGUGUGUACCGCAUGUACCGGACGGUCAAGCGGUCAAGUAUGGCUUGCCUCCAAGGCGUGCGGACGCUGCCUUCGCUUUUGAGUAACAUUGCAAAGGCAGGCAUUAGCCACACCUUUACAUCGGCGACGAAAGGGGCCGUCGGCAGCCUGCAGUUUCUCCGAUCGUUCGUAACAGUGCGUCCUGCUCGCAGUCUGGGCACCCACUUCUCGACAUCGCUGCAGCCACAAAGCGUGAAACCACUGAUAGUUUCACGUGGCUUUAUUCUACCAAGGACAUUACAGCUUCUGCAACCGGGAGCAGCUGUACAAGCAGCUGUUCAGCAGACUCGCAACGUCACCAAGUUCAAUUACAGAAAUGGCCAACGGAGAACAAGCAAGGCAGUGAUCAAGAGGUUCAUGCGCCUGAACUGUGGCCUGUGGAUACGACCACGAUCUGGCAGAGCCAAGAGGCUGUGGAAGAAGCCUGACCACAUUUUACAAGGCUUGCGUACACACGUCAUCUGUAACAGGACUCAGUCUAAGAUGCUGGACAAAAUGGUUGGUGACUAUUGGAAAAGGCCAAAGUACUAUGUUGACGAUCCGUAUGAGCCAUACCACGUACGGAACAAUUUCUUGAAUGUGAAGAAAACUUGGUGGUAAAAGGUCGUGGAAUUGUCACGCAUCGUCUUUCGUACGUAGGGUGUUGCACAACAAAUAGUCACGAAUAAAGUGUGCAUAUAAAAGCCAGCUUUUAUUUCA